AUGGCUAAAGCUUAUAGAAAAGAAGAUUUUGAUUACAUUAUGUCAAAGGUUGGAAAGGUUAAUCCCAGAGUUAAGGAAUAUCUGGAAGAAGCUGGAUAUGAUAAAUGGUCUCGAUGUCACUCCCCUAUUAAUAGAGGUAGAACGAUGACCUCUAAUAUAGCUGAAUGUAUUAACGGUUGUUUGGUAGAUGUUAUAGUACUUCCUAUUUUAGGUUUCCUUGAAGAAGUUAGGAUUCUAUUCGCUGCAUGGAAUUGUAAGAACAGUGAAAUUGCAUCUUAUACAAACACAACGCUCUGGAGAAGAUUUCAAGAAAUACUAACUGAUAAUGGAGUUAAAUCGUUGCGGAUGACGGUUAAGAUAGCUGGUAGUUAUUUGUACUGUGUGUAUGAAUUAGGAAGGAGGUAUAUUGUUGAUAUUGAUCGUGGCAUGUGUAAUUAUUAUCGGUAUCAAAUUGAUGAAAUUUUAUGUGUACACACAAUUGUCAUUUUGAAGAGUAUAAAUAUUGAUGUAAAAGAGUAUGGACGUUAUUGCUCAGAAUUGUACAGGCCAAACACCAUUGUCAAGACGUAUGAACUUCCCACAGUUCCUAUGCCAGACAUGAAAGAUUGGAUUGUUCCAGAAUCUGUUGAUGCCGAAGAAGUUUUGCCACCCAAAUACAAAAGACCUCCUGGGAGAUCAAAAAAAGGAAGGCAUUUGAAAUCUAGUGAAUCACUUACUGUAAGUUCAAAUCAUUGCGGUAAAUGCGGGCGUGCAGGCCACAAUCGUAAGACGUGCGGUUUCUUCCCAAAAGAAAGUUGA
Molecule: messenger RNA, 798 nt
Organism: Capsicum annuum
Lineage: Eukaryota; Viridiplantae; Streptophyta; Magnoliopsida; Solanales; Solanaceae
Exons: 2
Coding region: 1-798 (265 amino acids)
Molecular function (GO): zinc ion binding; nucleic acid binding
Source: RefSeq, a predicted model, not a curated record